AUUCUGUUUUGUUCCAGAUGAAAUGGCGAGUGGCCGGCGGCGUAGGCAUGCCACUUGCUGCGGCUAUUUUCUGCAUGCUGCCUCUCUUCACAUCCUCCACGGGCGAUAUCCGUCACCACGGUACAUCCCGUGCGAGGGGUUGGCGAGGUGGGGUACAGCCCAGCGCUGACGUCACAGCCAACAACUCCAUUAGUAACAUCACUGCCCAGCUGGGAGGUACAGCAUAUUUGCACUGCCUCGUGGGACACUUGAGCGAACGAGGCCAAGUCUCAUGGAUCAGAAAAAGGGAUUGGCACAUACUGAGCUCUGGGAAGUUCACAUACACGAACGACGAACGAUUCCAGGUGUUACACGGCGAGGGCUCAGAAGACUGGACGCUACAAAUCAAGUUCGUGCAGAAAAGAGACAAUGGAACUUACGAGUGCCAGGUGUCCACGCGAACCGGCAUUGUUUCCCAUUACGUCCGCCUCCAGAUCGUGGUACCUGAAGCCUUCAUACUGGGCUCUGGAGAGCACCACGUGGACCUGGGCAGCGUCAUACACCUCAUCUGUAUCGUGGAGAAGAGCCCAACCCCUCCUCAGUACGUUUUCUGGUACCACAACGAGCGCAUGAUCAAUUACGACGCGACCCGCGGCGGCAUUACUGUGGAGACGGAGCCGGGCGCGCGCACCCAGUCGCGGCUCACUGUUCGCGGCGCCACGCUAAAAGACUCUGGCAACUACACAUGCAGCGCGAGCAAUACCGAACCUGCUUCCAUACACGUAUUCGUGUCAGAGGGCAGUAACAAAAUGGCGGCGAUCCUGCGGCGCAACACUAGCGCCAUACACGGGAUCACGUCCAGCGCCUACUGCCUGCUGUUGUUCGCGUCUGUAGUGAUGCACUUCGGUCUGCGAUGACGGUGGGGUUAAGGAAAUGGCGGCUGGCUUAGCUAAAAUGGCGCGAAGUGAACGGCGGGAAAACUGUUUGGAAUUUCGAAACACCAGUUUCUUUUUCUGUAUUUCGAUAGUUUAGAAGUUACUAGAGGCCAUUUUUUUGUGAGGUACCCGCACUUUCCACCCGAGUUCUAUGGAUUCAACUACCUAAUACCCUAUCGAGAGAUUUUUUCUUCCUUGGCGGGAACAAAUGCAUCAAGCACUGCAAGCAAUUUCAAAAAACUGUAAUGCUCAUGGUAAUUCCUGCACGGUACAUUCGAUCCUCUGGUGUAGACUGCAACUAUUUUCUUUGCGCUUGUACUCUUAUAAUUAAUUUUCAAUAUAUCGUGUUCGUGAUCCUUCUCUAACUUAUUAUUUUAUUACUUAAUAAUCAC
Molecule: messenger RNA, 1306 nt
Organism: Chilo suppressalis (striped riceborer)
Lineage: Eukaryota; Metazoa; Arthropoda; Insecta; Lepidoptera; Crambidae
Source: the annotation of a GenBank genome assembly